UAGUAUAGUACCUUAGCGGAGGCAUGUUCCAUUGGGCGAUGUCGGCGAAACUGAGGACGCUUAUGAGUUAACCUAUAGAGCUUGGUUAUACCUCGUACUAUCAUAUGCGAGCUUGUAUGAUCUCGAUUUUGAAAAAUAAUUCGAGUCGCUUCGAAUUGCAAUACCAGACUUUGCCAUGCGGGAGCUUAAACGAAAUCGUUCGUGAAAACCAAUAGCGCUGUCGUGGACCCUAUGCAUGACAUCCCGGUUACUAAGUUGCCCCUCAUCUCAACCCAAACUCAUCCUCUUCACCAUAAUUUUCAUCUGCUAUAACUUAAUGCUUCCUUGAACAUCAAAGAUGGGAAACUUGCUAGUUCUCGGAGAUUCUGAUAUACAUGAUAUCCUCAUAAAUCUCUCAAGGGCCCAGAUUCUCAACUUUAGUGAUGCGCUCCUCCAAUGUUUAAGAUCCUACUCUGUUGGAGCUGAGCGACAGUAUCAACCCGCCCCGGGUGUGAUCAAUCGCCCCGAAGGGCAGAAAUGCCUCUUCCGACCGUUUACAUCACCUGACAGCGUCGGGACCAAGAUCGUUAUUACACCCGCUCCAACAUCGAAAGCCGCCGGCGCUCUGCGCGGCAUAGUCACUAUGUGCGAUGCUGACGGCAUACCAUCCGGUAUUCUCAACGCCGAGGAGGUCACUGGAUAUCGUACCGCGCUUAUCGCAUUGAUACCCUAUCUCUGGCGCAACUAUACUGAAAACAUCGUAAUUUUUGGCGCUGGCAAGCAGGCUCUCUGGCACUUGCGUCUCGCCCUAGCGCUGCGGGGCGACGAGAUCAGGUCCAUCAUUAUCGUCAAUCGGACUGUGUCGCGGGCGGAAGCAUUACUCGCGAAAGUUAGAGAGGAAAAUAGUACCCGGUGGAAAUCUGCAGCAACGAUGCAAGCUAUUGAUCCUUCGCGCUCCGACUAUCAAGAAUGCUUAAAGGGUCAUCUCUCAGUUGCCGAUGCGAUCUUCUGUACCGUCGGUUCGACCGAGCCGUUAUUCCCCGCGAGCUACGUAUUAAAUGACGGAAGAAAACGCCAGCCCUAUGUCUCUGCUGUUGGUUCGUGGCAGCCGGAUAUGAUUGAACUAGACCCGGAGCUCAUCCACCAAACGGUAAAAGGAAUCACAUCAGGAUCCAGGGCUGGUUCAGUCCUCGCUGACGACCGCAAAUACGUCGUAGAGCACUCGGGAGAGUUUGCGCGGAGCAAGAUAGGGGCUGAGCACGUUGUUGAAAUCGGAGAGGUUGGAAAUCUACAGAAUAGUGAGACUAAUAAGAAGCCUCUUGAGAAUUGGAUGAAAGAUGGGCUACUAGUAUACAAAUCUGUUGGCGUUGGCCUGACUGACCUCGCUGCUAGUAAUGCCAUUAUGGCCAUUGCGAAGGAGCGCCAACUAGGCACUACCGUUUCACAUUUCUAACGAAAUUGAGUACUUAGAAUGCGGUCUCUUGAGUCCAUGCACUUGAUAAAAGUCGUUUGUGAUAUGUUGUUAAUUGAAUCUAGAU
Xylaria bambusicola is the source of this 1517-nucleotide messenger RNA. RefSeq lists its product as uncharacterized. The record is from RefSeq and is a predicted model, not a curated record. The transcript has a single exon. NCBI's taxonomy places the organism in Eukaryota, Fungi, Ascomycota, Sordariomycetes, Xylariales, Xylariaceae. Gene Ontology annotation, cellular component: cytoplasm. Bases 338 to 1432 code for a protein of 364 amino acids.